Coffea eugenioides is the source of this 781-nucleotide messenger RNA. RefSeq names its product DNA-directed RNA polymerases II, IV and V subunit 11. The transcript has 5 exons. The coding region runs from base 89 to 439 and encodes 116 amino acids. Gene Ontology annotation, cellular component: RNA polymerase II, core complex. Gene Ontology annotation, biological process: transcription by RNA polymerase II. The record is from RefSeq and is a predicted model, not a curated record. Gene Ontology annotation, molecular function: protein dimerization activity; DNA binding. NCBI's taxonomy places the organism in Eukaryota, Viridiplantae, Streptophyta, Magnoliopsida, Gentianales, Rubiaceae.
AGUCACCUGCCAUUACCGUACCGAGACUCUUUUACCCCAAGGCGUGAAAUUCUGCUCCUGUUCUUGAAGCGAAGCAAAGCCGGCCAAAAUGAACGCCCCAGAUCGUUACGAGCGUUUCGUGGUUCCCGAAGGCGUGAAAAAGGUCUCGUACGAGAGGGAUACGAAGAUUAUCAAUGCAGCUUCGUUCACUGUUGAGAGAGAGGACCACACCAUCGGCAACAUUCUCCGCAUGCAACUGCAUAGGGACCCUGAUGUCCUUUUUGCUGGCUACAAGCUUCCACACCCCCUUCAGUACAAAAUCAUAGUCAGGAUUCACACAACCAGUCAAUCUUCACCAAUGCAAGCAUAUAACCAGGCUGUUAAUGAUCUAGACAAGGAGCUUGAUCAUCUGAAGAGUGCAUUUGAGGCUGAGCUGGCAAAGCACUCGAGGGAGUACUAAACAGUUGUCGAUAUGCUGAGGGCAUCUUCAACAAAUGCCGUGGAUAUGUAUCUAAUUAUCUGUGAUGAUAUACAAAUGCUGUAUUUAUUAACAAAACUUGAGAAAAAGCCUCGUGUAACAAUACUGAUUCUGGUUCACCAAUGCAUGGAUCCUGUAGAAAACUAUCUGCUUUUUGUUGGUUUAUUUGAUUUACGUAGGCCACUGUUGGUUGUUAACCUCAAGGAGUAGUUUAGUUGGCAACGCUUUCAUUUUCUUUGCCGCACAUUUUGUUAGUUUACCUUUGAACUUGCUGUGAUACUUGAGAUCAUUUCAGAUGCUUUCUAUUGAGCUUUCGUUAGAGUU